AUGGAUGGUAAUGCUAGCCCGGAUAAUGCCGAUCUCACACUGUCAGCAAUGGAGUAUCGCUUCCUUCGUGAGAAUCCGGGGCUUCAUUUUCAUCUUUUCCGAUAUAUCGAUGAUAUUCUAACUGUCAAUUGCGCCAAUUUUGCGAAAACUGCCAGCAACAUUUAUGGGCCCAGCCUAAAGCUCAAUACCACUUACUCCGGACAACGUGCCUGUUUCUUAGAUCUCGAAAUUCUAUGUCAAGACAGCAGAUGCAUUUUUGACAUAUACAAUAAGACCUUGGAUUACCCAUUCACAAUUAAUUACGGUGAGCAUCCUGAUAGUGAUAUGGACCAUACGGUACAAGAAAGUGUUAUUUUAUCACAGUUACUUCGAUAUGCACGCAUUUCUAUCCUCCCAGAAUGGUUUCUUGACUAG
Gongylonema pulchrum is the source of this 414-nucleotide messenger RNA. The record is from the annotation of a GenBank genome assembly. NCBI's taxonomy places the organism in Eukaryota, Metazoa, Nematoda, Chromadorea, Rhabditida, Gongylonematidae.